Messenger RNA from Coffea arabica (coffee), 2958 nucleotides. RefSeq lists its product as uncharacterized. Lineage: Eukaryota; Viridiplantae; Streptophyta; Magnoliopsida; Gentianales; Rubiaceae. The record is from RefSeq and is a predicted model, not a curated record.
CGGUACUUGAAGAUAAUUUCUGGCACAUCUAUCAAGAUUUUGAGCGUAAUUUCUUAGCAGCUUGCAAAUUCGCGGAAGAUUUUCUGCAUAGUUACUGCUAAAAACUUGCUAGCGAUCAUGGCCUUGAGGUCCUCGGCUCAAUUGAAAUAUUAUUUCAGUCGCUUGAGAACUGGUAGCGGAAAUUCAGGUUUUGCAACAUCAACCAUUCCCAAAAUGAAGCCUCAUGCCCCAACAGCUGAUAUUCAUACCCAUGAACAUGCAGACACGAAACUAUGGCCAUUGAAGGCAGAGUUUGUUCCAGUAUACGUGGCACUUGGGUUGAUAGCUAUGUCUACGAGUUUUGGAACAUACACGGCAUUGCAUCAGCUGAAGAGGGCUCCAAAUGUGUAUGUGAAGAAAUCAAGAAGGGAAACCGUUCCAGAGGUGGCGGAGCCGGAGCGGGUGGCGGAGGAUGUCGAUCAGUUCAUCAACAAAUCUUUCUUCAGGAAGGUGGCUCAUGUCCAAGAUUCUGACCGCCAAGACACCGUGCCUAAUCCCAUCGCCGGAGAUGUCUAUGCAUGGAAGCCACAUUUCAAAGCGGCGACAUUGAAAGAUGUUGGAGCGGAACCACCGAAAGAUAAACCACCUAAAGAUGCUUGAGCGUCCUUGAUCCUGCGGGACAUUUGCUACUACUUUUUUGGCUCUCCGUUUCUGUUAACUUGUGGGCCAAUGAGUACUAUUUUGAUACUUCUCCGGGAUGUUUGGUGGAGUACUGCCUUUUUCGAUCAGUUUAUUGGGUCUUUAAUUCCGAACUUACAAGUCAAUGAGUUCUAUUUUGAUGCUCGACUGUAAAUUGUUUUGAAUAACAUGAGCUGAAGGGAUUUUCUUUAGGAUGUAAAUCCACCCUAUUGGUGCUUUUUUUUUUCUUGGGUUUGAAUCAAGGAAAGAGAUCAGAUUAUUCUGUUUUUGAAUAAUUUGUUCGGUCUUAAUCAUAGAGAAGAGAAUAGUAAAAAAGGAGAAUUUUGGUCCAUCAUACAUAUUUUGGUCAAAUUUGAGCACGCUAAUCAUUUUUCAUGUGGUAUGGCAUGGCAUGUCAAUUUCAGAGCUCCGUUCAACGGCAUCCAUCAAGAAGUCAGGGAAUCAAAAAAUUCUUUUUGACUAAUUUUUCACCAAACAAAAAAAAAAUUAAGUAAAAUUGACUUUUGCAUUGUUUUCGCAAAUUGAGCGAUCUUUAUACAACUAGGCCAACUUCUAAAAGAGUAAUCAUCUUACAAUGUAUAGUAAGCAUCACUUUCAUGUCAUGAUACAUAUUAUUUUCCAUAAAAUUCUUCAUGAUAUUAUGACGCCAAACAAUUUUCUAGCACUCACAUAUUAUUAUUUCUUGAAUCUUGACCGAUGAAAAUUACAGUUGGGAUGAUCGCAAAGCAUUUGUUUGGUACCAUUUUUUCAAAAGAUAAAACACACAAUUCACAUUUUAUUCACUUCUGCCUUGUCUGGCUGGUUCCUUGCACUUACUCUCCCACAUCAUCCUUUUAUUUAUGAAUUUUAAUAUGGGUAUAUUAUAUCGUCUGGUUUAUUUAUUUAGUAGGAAACAGGGAAGGAAGGUCCUAACAGACAAGGAAUAUACUGUUUUAUCUUGGUAGACUUGGCUCCUGUCCAAAGUCAACGCUCUCAACAUCACAGGCAUCCAUCGAACAAUCCCUGAUAAAAUACCAGCUUUCCCAUUUGUUUUUUCAGGCAAUAGGCAGCGUUUCUCCUCUAUGAGCAUGGGGUCGACCGGAGGAGAACCAGCAUGGCCUGAAUUGCUAGGAAGCAACGGUUGGGAAGGCCUUCUUGAUCCAUUGGAUGAUAGUCUCAGGGGCCUGAUUCUUCGCUGUGGCGAUUUUUGUCAGGCAACCUAUGAUGCCUUCAACAAUGAUCAGAAUUCCAAGUUCUGCGGCAGCAGCAGGUGCACACAAGGCGAUUUUUCUCCGUUCAUUGUCCCGCGAAUCCUGGGACCGUGAGUCCAAUUGGAUUGGCUACAUUGCUGUCACAACAGAUGAAUACAGCCAAGCUAUAGGCCGAAGGGAAGUUUACAUAGCAUUUCGCGGGACAACAAGAAAUUACGAAUGGAUCAACGUGUUAGGUGCAGGGCUUAAGUCUGCAGAGCCACUCUUACGUCCAAAAGCUUGGAAGAAAAGGGAAGAUGGAAGUGUAAGCACCAGUGAUAGCGAUGGAGAUGAUGAGGAGAAGAUGCCAAAAGUUAUGCAGGGUUGGCUCAAGAUUUAUGUUUCCAGUGAUCCGAAAUCGCCUUUCACAUAUCUAAGUGCCAGAGAACAGCUUCUGGCCAAGAUUGAAGAGCUGAGAAACCUAUAUGAAGGUGAGGAUUUGAGCAUUACUUUUACUGGGCAUAGUCUUGGAGCAAGUUUAUCAAUUUUAGCUGCUUUUGAUCUGGUUGAAAAUGGGCUUCACGACAUCCCUGUGGCAGCAAUUGUUUUUGGUAGUCCGCAGGUGGGAAACAAGACGUUCAAUAACAGAUUGAAGCAAUUUCCAAAUCUUAAAGUCCUCCAUGUCAGGAACAAAAUCGAUUUAAUCCCACACUAUCCGAGCCAUUUGCUGGGGUAUCAUAACUCAGGAAUCGAGCUAGUUAUCGAUACUAGAAAAUCGCCCUUUUUGAAAGACUCGAAAAAUCCUAGUGAUUGGCAUAAUUUGCAGGCAAUGCUACAUGUUGUAGCUGGUUGGAAUGCAGCUCAUGGAGACUUUGAACUGAAGGUAAAGAGGAGCUUGGCUUUAGUAAACAAAUCUUGUGGAUUUUUGAAGGAUGAAUGUUUGGUCCCAGAAAAUUGGUGGAUUGAAAAGAACAAAGGAAUGGUGCUUGAUGAAAAUGGAGGAUGGAUUGUUGCAACACCUGCAGAUGAGGACCUACCGGUCCCUGAACAUUGAUGUAGAAUCCUCAUAAAGAUUAGAUUUGAGUGGCUACUAAUGAAUAUAAUUUGUUCU